AUGAUUGGAUUUGGGAGGUGUUUGCCUGGUCUGGUGCCCCUUCAACUCUAUACUCCUAGAUUGAAUUUAUCUAACGGUUUAAGCGGCUGUAAAGGCAUUUUGGGCGUUCGCCAUAAGGGCUCUAAGAAGGAGGUGGGCGUUUUUGGCUAUGAAUCCUCCACCAACCCCUGGGAGGACAAGAGCUACCGGUCCCUCAAGAAGGAGCGCGGCCACACCGGGUGGCCGAUCAUGAUUGCCGUCAACAGCACGCAGCCCAUGUGGCAGAGCUACGUCUCUCAGGACCAGACGGUGAUUCCCAGGGACGGCUACGGCUGCCUCGCCACGUUCCCGCCCGAGGUCUCCACCAGGAUCCUGCACACGUUCCGCCUGCCCCCCCAGUUUUACCCCUUUUUGAAGAAGCUCGGCGACGACACUCCCUCCCUGAAGCCGUACAUGGACAAGCUGAUCAUGGGACUCUUCACGAACCACGACUACGAGGAGAUGUUCUACAAGUUCGCAAAGCCCCUUAAGAUUUAUCGCAAACUGAUUCCGAAGCCCUACCGCACCGUCGAGGAGCAGUCCAGGGAGGCCGAGGUCUCCUGGGAGUCCGCCUGGCUCACCUACAGGCAGAAGGUCGUCGCCGAGUACAACAUGGGCGCGUACCUCCGCGAGUACGUGCUCGGCAUGCUUAUCUCCUUCUACUUCGCCUACCUCUGGGCCGACAUGCACAGGCAGUACAGGGCCGACAUGAGGCUGUUUUACCACGAGGCUCCCGAGCAUAAGAUUAACUGGGUGAAGCCGAGGGGCGACUUGCUCAUUUACAGUUACCUUUUCUCAAGUGUUUAUGUUCAUAUACCUACUUUACGCACGUACCACGUAUACCGGUACCUACAUUGUGUUUUUAAAUAUUAUUUACAGUCCCUUGUUGCUUAUUAG
Messenger RNA from Theileria orientalis strain Shintoku, 915 nucleotides. RefSeq lists its product as hypothetical. The transcript has 2 exons. NCBI's taxonomy places the organism in Eukaryota, Apicomplexa, Aconoidasida, Piroplasmida, Theileriidae. The record is from RefSeq and is a predicted model, not a curated record. The coding region runs from base 1 to 915 and encodes 304 amino acids.